This is a messenger RNA of Saccharomyces paradoxus, 2517 nucleotides long. It is a transcript of the gene TRZ1, whose product is annotated as tRNase Z. The coding region runs from base 1 to 2517 and encodes 838 amino acids. Gene Ontology annotation, cellular component: mitochondrion. The transcript has a single exon. Gene Ontology annotation, molecular function: 3'-tRNA processing endoribonuclease activity. Gene Ontology annotation, biological process: mitochondrial tRNA 3'-end processing. The record is from RefSeq and is a predicted model, not a curated record. NCBI's taxonomy places the organism in Eukaryota, Fungi, Ascomycota, Saccharomycetes, Saccharomycetales, Saccharomycetaceae.
AUGUUCACAUUUGUACCCAUCACACACCCUACAUCAGACACGAAGCAUUCCUUACUGCUACUCCAGUCCGCACAUGGGGAAAAGUACUUCUUCGGUAAGAUUGGUGAAGGAUCCCAAAGAAGUCUGACCGAAAAUAAGAUCAGGAUAUCCAAAUUGAAGGAUAUUUUUCUUACUGGUGAAUUAAACUGGUCGGAUAUUGGUGGAUUGCCUGGGAUGAUUUUGACUAUCGCUGAUCAGGGUAAAAGCAAUCUUGUUUUGCAUUAUGGGAAUGACAUUUUGAAUUACAUAGUUUCCACUUGGAGGUACUUCGUCUUUAGAUUCGGAAUAGACUUGAACGAUCAUAUUAUGAAAGACAAAGAAAUAUUUAGAGAUAAGGUGAUAACUGUUAAAUCCUUUAAUGUUCUGAAAAAUGGGGGAGAUGACACAACAGACGUUUUUAAUAGCUUUCAAAAAGGUGUGUUACGUUCUAUAGUUACGAAAAUGUUCCCCAAGCAUGCACCCACUGAUAGGUACGAUCCUUCCAGCGAUCCGCAUUUGAAUGUAGAGUUGCCUGACUUGGACGCCAAAGUGGAAGUUUCCACGAAUUACGAGAUCUCCUUCAAUCCAGUGAGGGGUAAAUUCAAGCUUGAAGAAGCUGUUAAAUUAGGCGUUCCAAAGGGGCCCUUAUUUGCGAAGUUAACCAAGGGACAAACGGUUACUUUGGAUAACGGUACUGUUGUCACUCCCGAACAGGUGUUGGAAAAAGAGCGUCAUUUUGCCAAAGUAUUGAUUUUGGAUAUUCCAGAUGACCUAUAUUUGGACGCUUUCGUAGAAAAGUUCAAAGAUUAUGAUUGUGCUGAGCUUGGUAUGGUUUAUUAUUUUUUUGGUGAUGAGGUUACCAUUAAUGAUAAUCUAUUCACGUUCAUUGACAUAUUUGAGAAGAACAAUUUUGGUAAAGUAAAUCAUAUGAUAUCUCACAAUAAAAUUUCCCCAAACACAAUAUCAUUUUUCGGUUCUGCAUUGACUACGUUGAAGUUGAAGGCACUACAAGUAAAUAACUACAAUCUGCCAAGAACAGACCGUGUAUUUUCCAAGGACUUCUAUGAUAGGUUCGACAAACCGCUCAGCGGGGGUACGUCCAUGUCUGAAUCCCAAGAGGAACCUUUGAAUACAAAAAUAGAGAAAGAUAAUAUUCACAUUUUUUCACAAGAUAAGACAGUUAUUUUUGAACCAUUUCAUAUGAACGAAGAACCGAUGAAAUGCAAAAUAAAUGGUGAAGUGUCAGCUUUCUCGUGGCAAAAAAUUUUUGAAGAACAUGUGAAACCUUUAGAGUUCCCUCUAGCUGAUGUCGAUACAGUUAUUAACGACCAGCUACAUGUGAAUAACUUCAACAAUACAGCAGAAAAGAAGAGACACGUUGAAAUUAUUACAUUAGGGACCGGUAGUGCAUUACCUUCUAAAUAUAGAAACGUUGUCUCCACAUUAGUUAAAAUUCCUUACACUAACGCCAAUGGAAAUACCAUAAAUAGAAACAUCAUGCUUGAUGCUGGUGAAAAUACCUUAGGUACCAUGCACAGGAUGUUUUCUCAGCUAGCAGUCAAGUCAAUAUUUCAGGAUUUGAAGAUGAUAUAUUUGAGUCACUUGCACGCAGACCAUCAUUUGGGAAUAAUCAGUGUGUUAAAUGAAUGGUACAAGUAUAACAAGGAUAAUGAAAUGAGUUACAUAUAUGUGGUUACUCCAUGGCAGUAUAAUAAAUUUGUUAAUGAAUGGUUAAUUCUAGAAAACAAAGAGAUCCUGAAGAAAAUUAAAUACAUCAGUUGUGAACAUUUCAUAAACGAUUCGUUUGUGAGGAUGCAGACACAAUCUGUUCCUUUGGCAGAGUUUAACGAAAUACUAAAAGAAAAUAGCAACCAAGAAUCGAAAAGAAAACUAGAUUUAGACAGGGAUUCUUCAUAUAGGGAUGUCGAUUUGAUUAGACAAAUGUAUGACGAUUUAGCGAUAGAAUACUUUCAAACCUGCAGAGCCAUACAUUGUGAUUGGGCAUAUUCGAACUCUAUUACCUUUCGAAUGGAAGAAAACAAUGAACGUAAUACAUUCAAGGUUUCAUAUUCAGGCGACACAAGGCCUAAUAUCGAGAAGUUCUCUCUCGAAAUAGGCUAUAAUUCUGACCUAUUAAUUCAUGAAGCUACACUAGAAAAUCAGCUGCUGGAUGAUGCCGUAAAGAAAAAACACUGCACUAUCAAUGAAGCAAUUAGUGUUUCGAACGAAAUGAAUGCUAGGAAGUUGAUCUUAACACAUUUCUCCCAAAGAUAUCCUAAAUUGCCUCAAUUAGACAAUAAUAUUGAUGUGAUGGCCAAAGAAUUUUGUUUUGCUUUCGAUAGCAUGAUCGUUGAUUAUGAGAAAAUUGGCGAGCAGCAGCGUAUAUUCCCAUUGCUGAAUAAGGCUUUUGUUGAAGAAAAGGAACAAGAAGAUGAUGUUGAUGAUGUUGAAAGCAUACAAGAUUUUGAAGUCAAACUUAAAAAACAUAAGAAAAAUUAA